Messenger RNA from Fusarium venenatum, 1200 nucleotides. RefSeq lists its product as uncharacterized. Gene Ontology annotation, cellular component: nucleolus. Gene Ontology annotation, molecular function: histone binding; DNA binding. NCBI's taxonomy places the organism in Eukaryota, Fungi, Ascomycota, Sordariomycetes, Hypocreales, Nectriaceae. The record is from RefSeq and is a predicted model, not a curated record. Gene Ontology annotation, biological process: transcription by RNA polymerase I; nucleosome assembly.
AUGCCUAUUGGAGAUCUCCUCGCCCAGAUCAGUGGCGGUGACGAGGGGUCAGCCCCAUCCACCACGCCGAGCCUACCUCGAUCGAACACGUUACCAAAAAGGAAAGCAGACGAUGAUCCCCGAUCGAGUAUCUCAAAGGCGCCUCGAGUCACGACGUUGUCCAGUACCGUGGCACCACGAACAACACAAUCUCCCACUACAUCCUCCAAGCCAAGCCUCCCAUCAAGGCCCUCCGACAGAUCGACCCCAUCGCAACGACCUUCAAAUCUAACGAAUGGUGCUACUAAACCCAACGUUCUGUCCUCCAAACCCAUGAAUGGAAACAACCGGGUAUCUAAGCCUGCUGCCCCCAGCAGACCAUCCCCCGGACCGUCAAGUGCACCCCCUGCGGCUCGCGGUGCUCCGCCAAAGAAAGGUUCCUUUGCUGAGAUCCUUGCUCGAGCUCAGAAGGCUCAACAGGCAAUGGGUCAGGUUGGCAAGAUUCAGCACAAGAAGGUUGAGGGUGGAAACUUGAAGAAAGUCAGGGAUGAGCCAGCCGCAAAGGCUGAUUCCCGGGCCGCCAAAAACACGAAGCAACGCCCAAACACUGCUUCUACUCCUGCCCCUGCCCCUACUAACUAUGCUGGUACAGCGAAACCAGGUCAGCGGAAUGGAACCCCUCUGUCUGGGGCUGGAAGGGACUCGCGUGGUAGACCGAUACCUCCAGCAAAACCAGAGCGAGGCAGGGUGCCUGGUGCCAAGGGCCCUGGAGGUAGGGCUGCACCACCUCAAGAAGAACCCAAGAAGGUGAAGAAGGCAGCUGCGGCCACGACUGGCUAUACUGGUACCGCCAGACCCCGCCCAGGUGGCAAUCCCUCCAAAAAGGAGACACCUCGUGGGGGAGCAUUACUCAGUGCGCCACGAGCUCCUCGUCCCUCACAUUCAAAGUCACGCUUCGAGGAUGAUUAUGAUGAGGACAUGGAUGACUUUAUUGACUAUGAUGAUGAAGAUGACCAAGGUGGCCCACGAUAUGAUUAUGCGUCCGAUGCGUCUUCAGACAUGGAGGCAGGCUUGGACGAUAUCGAUGGUGAAGAGCGACGAGCAGAGUUGAUUGCUCGACGUGAAGACAUUGAAGAGGAACGUCUCGAAAGAAAACUUAAGGCUGACAAGGAGGCUCGAAAGCGUCAAGCUCUUGACCAACUUCGUGCCAGUCGACGCUAA